Molecule: messenger RNA, 5951 nt
Organism: Blepharisma stoltei
Lineage: Eukaryota; Ciliophora; Heterotrichea; Heterotrichida; Blepharismidae
Source: the annotation of a GenBank genome assembly
AUGAAAAGUAAAAGGAUUAUCUCGCCUGUAUUUUCUACUUAUUCCCCCUCCAUAAGCGAGCAAAAUCACUGGUAAAUACCUAUUUUUUACAAUCUGUGAGCAAGUAAAAAAUUUUAUAAACGAAUAUUUUGAAAUAUAAUAUAAUGAAAUCUAAUUAAUUCUAAACAGCUUGUAUUUUAAAUCAUAAAUUUACAAAUUAAAUUAAUUUUUGCGUAUUAGAAUUUUUUGAAAAUUUAUAAUAAAUUUAUAUGUAAAAUCUUGAAAUCAUUUAACCCCUACAAAAGCAUAAAUAUUUUGUUUCGCUCAUACAGGGGGUUAGGAAAAAGCUGGUUAUGUAGCCAAUCUCAGUAACAUUUACAAUAGAAAUCAGCGACAACCAAAUUCUCACUGGAGAUGUCCAAGACAUUAUUUCAAAUUUAGAAAAAGAUUCAGAAGACGAAAAACUAGAGGACGAGGAGUAAGGCUUACUCAGGAUCAUAUCGUCACUGACUGAAAAAAUCAAUAAAAAACGUUUGCUUAAGCUUAAAGAAAAAUUCAAUCAAGCAGACACAGAUCAAGGUGGAGCUCUAGAGCUUGAAGAAUUUGUGGCUGCCUUCGGCAGCGUCCUUGGUAAAAACCUCACAAAAAGAGAGUUAGUUCAGCUCUUUAUGAGAAUUGAUACAAACUCUGAUGGCUCAAUUGACUGGGACGAGUUCAUGAAUUUCAUCAUUCUAGAAAAUGAGAAUUUGGCCCAUAUGAGGGCUGAGCAUUGUGAGUAUUAUAACCCAAAAAUCCCAGACCCUACAGCAUCUCAGAAAACUAAUCUGCAUAAUGAUAUGAUUUCGAAACUCCUUAUCAUAAAUUCAGGUGAAGCUACUGAUACUUGUAGAUAUGUGACUGGGAGCUAUGAUGGGAGAUCAAUAAUUUAUUUACUACAAAAAUAAUGGUGAAUGUUUUUAGAAAAAAAUUAUUAGAAUUUACAUGAAUGCCCUCACCAUCAAUGAUGGGACUGUAAAAAUAUGGAACCCUUCCACUCUUACACCUAUUACCAGCAUUCAGGUUUCUGAAAACUGGGUCACUUCUCUAGCUUAUCUUAAAAACUAUGAAAGACUGGCAGCUGGAAGCACAGACAGAAGCAUUUCGUUUUAUGACCUAAAUAAAUCAAACGAGUCAAUUUCCAACCCUUUAUCAAGAAUUAACGACCUUCGAGGCAUUCCUCUCUGUAUGGAAUACAUUGAAGACGACAGCAUGUUUAUAGCAGGCGAUGACCAAGGCUACAUUUAUCUCUACAAGCUCUAUGAUGGCUGGCAUAUCUGUAACACCCGUAUGCCCUGCCACAAGACAGAUCUAAUUUCCACUCAAAACAGCCAGCUUUCCAACCACGAAAAAAAUAUUUCCAAACAAAAACAAGAAGCUCCUAUAAAAGGUGUCAAAUUUAAGACCCAUUUUAUGGAAAAUAUCGAAAUAAUGGAAAAAAAUAUUCAUUCUUCCUGGAUUACCAAGGUAGAAUAUAUCCCUGACUUAGACUCCUUAAUGACCUGCUCCCUUGACAAAACAAUCACACAGUUUGACUUAGAAAGGCAUCAGGUAAAAAGUACUUAUAAUUACCACAAAAAAGGGGUUUUAAGCUUCGUGUGGUGCCCUGAUUUUAAAUUUGUGGCAAGCUGCGGCGAAGAAAGGGUGAUUACCUUAUGAAACCCUUAUAACAAAAAAGGGGCCAAAACGCUACUGCAAGGGCAUAAUUCAGCGAUAAUUGAUAUUGCGCUGAAUCAGGAUAAGUUUCAGUUGGUAUCAUUAGGGACUGAUAAGGUUGUAAAAGUAUGGGAUAUCAGGACUUAUAAAUGUGUGCAGACUAUUGUCGACAAGACUAUUUAUAGACCAGAAAACAGACUGACUGGAGUUUAUUUUAACCCAAACAUAAACUCAUUGCUGCUUACCAGUAAGAAAAUUAAUGUCUGGCCAUUCAAAGCCCAAGAAGAGCUCCCAACAAGCCAUGAAUCAAUAGUAACCUGCGCUAUUUUUAAUAGGAAUUUUAACUGCAUCAUUUCUGGUGACGAAGAGUCUAAUAUUCACAUAUGGAACCUAAAAGAUGGAAAAUUACUAUUUAAGUUUUCAGAAGCCCAUGGGAGAAAUAGGAUCACAGCGAUGUCCCUUGAUUCUUCCCACAGGAGACUUAUUACAGGUGGCCACGAUGGCUCCAUAAAGAUGUGGAAUUUUAACAAUGGUCACUGUUUAAGAGAAUUUAACUAUGACCAAGAACCAAAAGAAGUCUCCAAAAUCAUGUUUAUAGGUAAUGAAAAUUCAAGCAAGCUGCAGCAUAUCGUAUCAGUAGGCUGGGAUAAACAUGUAUAUGUAUGGCCUGAUGAAAACGACCAAGUCGUCUCCUGGAUAAAAUGUUUGCCUAAAUCAGGGCGGCUCGUUUGGCUUUUGAGAGAUACGGGCUGCAUACAAUAUAAGAAACCAAUAUGUAAUUAAAAGAAAAGAGCCAGUGUUUCACAUCAAUAAGAUAUCAUUAUGUACUAUAAGUAACUUAUAAUAAGGAGCAAAAAAACCAUUAAAUUUGACGGUAAAUUUUUUUUUUUUUAUGUCUUAAUGAAAAAAGCUUGUUGGCUAUAUAAACUAUGAUACUGUUAAGUCUAUUAAAUAAGCAACUUAUAUGUACUAGAAAUAAGAUCUGACAGUUUCAUAUAAUAGCAAACUGACUUUAUACCUUGUUUGCAAUUCCAUUCUGAAUAUAUUAAAAAAUCAAUAAACGCUUCUCUUAAUAAAAAAAUAAAUCAUUAUGUCACUAAAUUGGGUUUAAGUCAUCAGUAAAAAACGAAUUUCAUCUCUCUUUCUCAAGAGAUAACGGUUUAUUAGGUGCUGCAAAAACCCGCUUAAAAAGACCGUUAUAUUUGCGCAAAAAUUAAUACAAUUUCUGCAUCGAUUUGCGUUGCAACACACAUUAAUAUAGUGAAACGAUGCUUUAUUUUGAGCCUUAUUUAUAUUAUAUUUUAUGUCUUAUAUAAGAGAAUUCAAUAUGAUCUAAUAUUUCGAAAACUAUCAGCUCAUGAAAAUGUGAAAUCGUUUGCUUACUCCCCCCCCCCCCCUCCGUGAGCGAACAAAACCCAUUAGAAAAAUCGCCAUUUUUUGACCAAAAACCCACCCUCCGUGAGCGAACAAAAAUUUUUUUAAUAGAAAAAAUUUUAAUGGAAAAAAAUUUUGAUAUAUAAGUGAUAAUUAGUAUAAUGAAAUCUAGAGCUAAUUCUGUUUAAUUUUAAACAAAUUGCGUUUUAAAACAUAAAUUUUGCAAAUUAAAAUUAAUAUUUGCUUCCCAAUUUUUGCAAAUUAGGAUUUUUUUAAAUUUCGAAAAAAAAUAUUUUUUUAUAAAAUUUUAUAUAUAAAUUUUUUUUAAAAAAAAAAUUAACCCCCCUCCGUGAGUGAACAAAAUUUUUUUGUUCGCUCACGGAGGGGGGGGGGGGGAGUUAGUGAAAAAAAAUUUAAACAGAGCUCCUUAAAAUAGAAAUUAAUUUUUUUAAGGAAAAUAAAUUAAAAUUUUGUUAUUAGAUACUUUUAGAGCAAGCUUUGCUUAUUUAUUGCGCUUUUUUUUAUAAAUAAUAACAAUAUUUAAGGUAAAUCAUACUUAUUUCAGUUCUAAGUGUGCCUCUCUCAGUGGCUAUUAAAUAUAUUAAAAUUAUUAAAUAAUAUAUAAAACCGUUUUUCAAGACAUAUUCUUUCAAAAUAUAUCAAAACGAUGACCAAAAUUUGCAAUAUUUUUUUGAGUUAAUUUCCUUAAAAAAGGUUUUUUAUAAGUUUUUUAAUAAUUUUAAUAUAUUUAAUAGCCACUGAGAGAGGCACACUUAGAACUGAAAUAAGUAUGAUUUACCUUAAAUAUUGUUAUUAUUUAUAAAAAAAAGCGCAAUAAAUAAGCAAAGCUUGCUCUAAAAGUAUCUAAUAACAAAAUUUUAAUUUAUUUUCCUUAAAAAAAUUAAAUUUCUAUUUUAAGGAGCUCUGUUUAAUUUUUUUUCACUAACUCCCCCCCCCCCUCCGUGAGCGAACAAAAAAAUUUUGUUCACUCACGGAGGGGGGUUAAUUUUUUUUUUUUAAAAACAAUUUAUAUAUAAAUUUUAUAAAAAAUAUUUUUUUCGAAAUUUAAAAAAAUCCUAAUUUGCAAAAAUUGGGAAGCAAAUAUUAAUUUAAUUUGCAAAAUUUAUGUUUUAAAACGCAAUUUGUUUAAAAUUAAACAGAAUUAGCUCUAGAUUUCAUUAUACUAAAUUAUCACUUAUAUAUCAAAAUUUUUUUCCAUUAAAAUUUUUUCUAUUAAAAAAAUUUUGUUCACUCACGGAGGGUGGGUUUUUGGUCAAAAAAAUGGCGAUUUUUCUAAUGGUUUUGUUCGCUCACGGAGGGGGGGGGGGGAGUAAGCAAACGAUUUCACAUUUUCAUGAGCUGAUAGUUUCGAAAUAUUAGAUCAUAUUGAAUUCUCUUAUAUAAGACAUAAAAUAUAUUAUAUAAAUAAGGCUCAAAAUAAAGCAUCGUUUCACUAUAUUAAUGUGUGUUGCAACGCAAAUCGAUGCAGAAAUUGUAUUAAUUUUUGCGCAAAUAUAACGGUCUUUUUAAGCGGGUUUUUGCAGCACCUAAUAAACCGUUAUCUCUUGAGAAAAAGAGAUGGAUUUCGUUUUUAUUUAACUGGAUGAACUUUGACUUAUAAACAUAACAAUUCCGUUUUUUAUUGAAGCAAGCGUUUAUCGAAAUUUUUUUUAUUUUCAUUAGACUCUCGCAAAUUAUCUAGGCCGUUAGGUUGCAUUGAUGAUUGCUGGUAUCGUCUAUUUUGCUUAGUUACUAGGUCUUUUUUAUUAAGGACUCAACUGUUUCCAUUUUUGUGGAGAUUUAGAAUCUUCUAUUUUUGUGAUAUAAAAAAUAUUUUUUACAGUCAAAUUUAAUGGUUUUUUUGCUCCUUAUUAUGAGUUACCUGAAGGACAUAACGUUUUCUUUAUUGAUAAGAGAUACUGACUCUUUUCUUUUAAUUACAUAUUGGUUCUUCAUUUUAUGGACAUCCCGUAUCUCUCAAAAGCCAAACGAGCCAAUCAGGGCAACUUGGGCAUACUGAUGAUAUUCUGUCUUUGGCUUAUUCGCCUAAAGACAGGUUUGUGAUCACUGGAGGACAGUCUGGACAGAUUAUAGCUUGACAUUUUGAGACUGGGUUCCCUCGGGCUUAUCUUCAUGAAAUUGAUAGUACGCUGCUGCCUAGCCCUGAAAGGCCUUCAAAAGCAGUUGAAGAGCUCAUAUAUGCUACAAAUAAAGAAAAAUUGCUGUCUAUAAGUGCUGACUGUUUACUAAGGUUUUGGGAUUUACGUGAAAUGAGACCUAGUAAAACAGUUGAUAUUACCCAUUGUGACAAUGAUUUAAUUACCUGUGCCUAUUUAAGUUCUAACGAAAUCACAUUAGUGACAGGUGAUGAGUCAGGGAACGUGAAAAUAUGAAACGUGCUGGAUAAUUUGGAGGUCGAGGCCUUGCUUUAUUUUAAUGCUCACCAAGGGGCAAUAUCAAGCCUUCAGCUAUUUUCUGUAGAAGAUUGUAUUUCUAAUUUAUUAUUAACUACAGGGCUGGAUAGGAAUGUUAAGCUGUUUACUGAAGAAGGGUAUUAUUUAGGGUACUUUGGACAGGCAAAGACGUGGAAUUUAGAAUAUCCAUCGACUGAUUCACCACCAAAAUCGCCCAAGCAGAAUAGACAGGUGUUUGUGAACUCUGGGUCGCCAAGGUCAGCAAAGUUUCAUAUAGAAGAAGAGGCAAAAGAAUCCCCGAAGCCAAUUAAGUAUAUCAGUAUUGACAGGCCGAAAACAAAUAAAAUUGAUACUACGUCUUCUGACGUGUUUAGAAGGAUAAAUAUUGAGAAGUUUAAGAUUGAGCAGAUUCCGAGUUCGUGGGAAGAAAGCUAUAGGUCGAAGACAGGCAAGAAUUUAAACUUAUCUGUAACGAUGGAGAAAAAACGUUAA